Molecule: messenger RNA, 2335 nt
Organism: Phoenix dactylifera (date palm)
Lineage: Eukaryota; Viridiplantae; Streptophyta; Magnoliopsida; Arecales; Arecaceae
Product: dynamin-related protein 5A
Cellular component (GO): membrane; microtubule; cytoplasm
Molecular function (GO): GTPase activity; GTP binding; microtubule binding
Source: RefSeq, a predicted model, not a curated record
UUCUCUCGCCAAUCGCCUUCGCUUCUUUCUACUACUAUCGUUCCACACGCACUAACCCCCCCUUUCUCUUUCCCCCCUGAGAAGGCCGGCAGCUUCGAUCUCCCCUUCUUCUUCUUUUUCUUCUUCUUCCUUCGAUCUCUCCGCUGCGAUUUCGAUCCAUUCGCUCGAAUCCGAUCGGGAUCUGAGGGAUCUUUAUCUUAUUGGUGUGGCUUUGAUUUGCUUUUCUAGCGGUUACGUGGAGAGAGGGCGAGAGGGGAGAUGGAGAAUUUGAUUUCUUUGGUAAAUAAGCUACAGAGGGCAUGCACUGCCCUUGGAGACCACGGGGAGGAAAGCGCUCUUCCGACGCUCUGGGAUUCGCUGCCGGCUAUCGCCGUCGUCGGAGGACAGAGCUCAGGUAAAUCCUCAGUGUUGGAAAGCAUAGUUGGAAAGGACUUCCUGCCACGAGGUUCAGGUAUUGUUACACGACGUCCACUUGUGUUGCAGCUUCAUAGGAUCGAUGAAGGGAGAGAGUAUGCAGAGUUUAUGCACCUUCCGAGAAGGAGAUUCACAGAUUUUGGUGCUGUGAGGAAGGAGAUCCAAGAUGAAACUGACAGAGAGACUGGUCGCACCAAGCAAAUUUCUCCUGUUCCAAUUCAUUUGAGUAUAUACUCUCCUAGUGUUGUAAACUUGACGCUUAUUGAUCUUCCUGGACUUACAAAGGUAGCUGUUGAGGGUCAGCCUGACAGCGUUGUGGCUGAUAUUGAGAACAUGGUUCGCUCAUAUAUUGAAAAGCCUAAUUCUAUAAUUCUGGCAAUUUCCCCAGCCAAUCAGGAUCUUGCUACUUCUGAUGCAAUUAAAAUCUCCCGUGAGGUAGAUCCUAAAGGAGAGAGGACAUUUGGUGUCCUGACUAAGAUUGAUCUAAUGGACAAGGGCACCGAUGCUGUUGAUAUAUUGGAAGGAAAAUCGUACAAGCUACAGUUCCCAUGGGUUGGUGUUGUUAAUCGCUCACAGGCUGACAUUAACAAGAGUGUGGACAUGAUUGCUGCUAGGCGUAGAGAAAGAGAGUAUUUUGCAAAUACUCCAGAGUACAAGCAUCUUGCUCAUAGAAUGGGUUCAGAGCAUCUAGGGAAGAUGCUUUCAAAGCAUUUGGAACAAGUGAUCAAGUCUCGAAUCCCAGGCAUCCAGUCUCUUAUAAGUAAAACUAUUGCUGAACUCGAAGCUGAACUCAAGCGUCUUGGGAAACCCAUUGCUACUGAUGCUGGGGGGAAACUGUACUCAAUUAUGGAGAUAUGUCGUAUUUUUGAUGGAAUAUACAAAGAGCACCUUGAUGGCGUGCGCCCGGGUGGUGAAAAGAUCUACAAUGUUUUUGACAAUCAACUCCCUGCAGCUCUGAAGAGGUUACAAUUUGACAAGCAACUAUCUAUGGAGAAUGUAAGAAAACUUAUCACUGAGGCUGAUGGAUACCAACCUCACUUGAUAGCUCCUGAGCAAGGAUACCGACGUCUUAUUGAAUCUUCCCUGGUCUGUAUCAGAGGUCCUGCUGAGGCAUCUGUGGAUGCGGUUCAUGCUAUAUUGAAGGAGCUCGUCCACAAGGCUAUCAAGGAGACUCUGGAGCUGAAGCAGUAUCCCACUCUUCGAGUUGAGGUUGGAAAUGCGGCUUUUGAUUCAUUGGACAGAAUGAGAGAAGAAAGCAAGAAAGCAACACUGAAGCUAGUUGACAUGGAAUGCAGUUAUCUGACUGUAGAUUUCUUCCGAAAACUUCCUCAAGAUAUUGAGAAAGGGGGAAAUCCAACACAUUCCAUUUUUGAUAGAUACAAUGAUUCAUACCUCAGACGAAUAGGAACUACUGUUUUAGCAUAUGUCAAUAUGGUUUGUGCAAGCUUGCGAAACUCCAUCCCAAAGUCUAUUGUUUAUUGUCAAGUACGCGAGGCAAAACGCUCCUUGCUUGAUCAUUUCUUUACUGAGUUGGGAAAGAAAGAGAACAAGCAGUUGUCGUCAUUGUUGGAUGAGGACCCAGCAAUUAUGGAACGAAGAUCUGCCCUUGCAAAGAGGCUUGAGCUGUAUAGAAAUGCUCAAGGUGAGAUUGAUGCAGUAGCGUGGGCCAAGUAGAAAACAGCAGGGGCUUUGCAUUCGUUCGUCUUAGAGUGUGUUUUCCUUUCCUCACUGCGUAUAUAUAGGAGAUGAUGUCGUAAUUCAUUUAUUGUUGACGACAGCCUUUAGAGUGAGCGUUGAUUUAUAUUCAUAUGCCUUCAGUUUGGGGGGCCAAAGCUGAGCUGCUGCCUUCUGUUUUCUCGUUGAACUGUUAUAAUAUGUCACGGAUUUAUGUUUACUGAAACGUUAUACCCCUUGACUAGCA